AUGGUUAAUUGGACUGUUCGUAAACUUGGAAAGGUGAUACCGCCAACAUGCAACGACUACGACCAGUGGACAGUCGUUCAGCUUCGAAAAGAGUGUGGAAGAAAAGUGAGUAGACCUGAGCAGACCAGACGGCUCAGGGCGUAUGAUGCUGCACGCAGAGCUGUCCAGUCUUCAGUGGACGAAGAGUAUCUGUUGGAGUCCAGCCUACGCAAAACAAAACACUGCAUGAUUCGUCUCCUCAAUAUUCUUUUCUCAGAUCACUUUGAGGAGAAACUUGCUUCGUCGGACGAAACAGCGACCCGUGACCAAAUCGAUGCCGGGGAAGUGAACCAAAAAAGCCGCGUUCUGGAAGGAACAAACGACCCUCGCUACGAAGGUAUUAAUCCUUCGGUGAUUGUAGAGCACAACACAACAAAGCUCUACGACAUGUGGAAAUCGGUGAACGGCAAGUUUGUGAAGGCGUUAGCUAGAUUCGUUGUGUCUGGACAAAACUCCAACGAGUUCUACGAUUGUGCGACGCGAAUUGGUGGCAUGCACGAAGAAGACGAAAUCGACUCGCUCAAUAUGCCUGUGUCGGAGAAACCUGUUGCUCAGGUAAAAUCAUCGAAGUGGCAAGAACAAGUGCUCACGACGAUCAAUCGCAUGGUCGACAUCUUCGCAAAUACUCCACAAUCUGCUGUAGCUCUCUCAACGAGUCGCAUUUCACGCGAAGCCCUUGAUGAAGAUUUACUGCUCGGAUGA
Molecule: messenger RNA, 741 nt
Organism: Phytophthora nicotianae INRA-310
Lineage: Eukaryota; Oomycota; Peronosporomycetes; Peronosporales; Peronosporaceae
Exons: 3
Coding region: 1-741 (246 amino acids)
Source: RefSeq, a predicted model, not a curated record